Messenger RNA from Lates calcarifer (barramundi perch), 1476 nucleotides. RefSeq names its product alcohol dehydrogenase 1. The record is from RefSeq and is a predicted model, not a curated record. Gene Ontology annotation, biological process: formaldehyde catabolic process. NCBI's taxonomy places the organism in Eukaryota, Metazoa, Chordata, Actinopteri, Centropomidae. The transcript has 9 exons. Gene Ontology annotation, cellular component: cytosol. The coding region runs from base 90 to 1223 and encodes 377 amino acids. Gene Ontology annotation, molecular function: S-(hydroxymethyl)glutathione dehydrogenase [NAD(P)+] activity; zinc ion binding.
CUAUUUCACAGUCUUCUCAUUCCUGUCCUGCAGCUGCAGUCCUCUCUCUACUCCUCUCCUACUUGUCUUGUCUUAACUUUGCAGCAAAAAUGGACACAGCUGGAAAGGUCAUCAAAUGCAAGGCAGCAGUGGCCUGGGAGCCCAACAAGCCUUUGGUGAUUGAGAAGAUAGAGGUAGCCCCGCCCCAGGCCAAUGAAGUCCGCAUCAAGAUUGUGGCGACUGCAGUGUGCCAUACGGAUCUUUACCAUCUUUUGGAGAACAUGAACAAAGAUGGCUUCCCAACAGUCCUCGGCCAUGAGGCAGCUGGCAUUGUAGAGAGUGUUGGGCCUGGAGUCACUGACUUUGAGCCAGGAGAUAAGGUGAUUCCUCUGUUCCUCUCCCAGUGUAGAGAAUGUCGCUUCUGUAAGAGUCCAAAGACCAACCAGUGUGAAAAAGCAUGGACUGUUCCUCAUGAUGCGAUGGCAGGGCCAGACUCCAGGAUUACCUGUAAGGGGAAGAAAGUGCUGCAGUUUGUGGGAACCAGCACCUUCUCUGAGUACACUGUGGUUAGAGAGAUCGCUUUGGCUAAGAUCGACCCCACUGCCCCUCUGGACAAAGUCUGUCUCCUUGGCUGUGGGGUUUGUACUGGAUAUGGAGCAGCAGUCAAUACAGCUAAGGUGGAACCAGGCUCCACAUGUGCUGUGUUUGGCCUGGGAGCUAUAGGUCUGGCUGCAGUCAUGGGCUGCAAAGCUGCAGGAGCCAAGAGGAUUAUCGCGGUUGACAUCAAUCCAGAGAAGUUUGAGAAGGCUAAGGUGUUCGGCGCAACUGAAUUUGUGAACCCCAAUGAUCACAAUAAACCCAUCAGCCAAGUGAUAGCUCAGAUGACCGAUGGAGGAGUGGACUACUCUCUGGAAUGUGUUGGGAAUGUGGAAGUCAUGCGCAAUGCCUUAGAAUCUUGUUUACAAGCCUGGGGUGUCAGUGUCAUUGUUGGCUGGACAGACUUGAAAGACUUUUCUGCGCGACCCAUUCAGCUCAUUGCUGGACGCACAUGGAAGGGCUCCAUGUUUGGAGGCUUUAAGAGUAGGGAUGGUGUGCCUGAGAUGGUUAAAGCCUACCUGGACAAGAAGUUGAAGCUGGAUGAGUUCAUCACUCACAAAAUGACUUUGGACCAGGUCAAUGAUGCCAUUGAACUGAUGAAGCAAGGCAAAUGCAUCCGGACAGUCCUGAGUGUUUCUCCACAGUAAAACCACUGUGUUGCUUUGAAUGACGUCAUGAAGUAAUUCAGUAAUUUACCACAGAAUUUCAUAAUCUAAUAAUAUCUUUGAAAAUAAUACAAUGUACAUAUUAUAGAUAUUUCACACAAUAUGUAUGCCUGACCUUGGACAAUCAACACUAUUCAGAGGAAUAUGUGUGGAUUGUGAUUACAAAAAUGAUCUUCAGUGUGUAAGUAAAAAGCUGUCAGAGUGUUUGUGAAGCAUAAUAAAUGGUCUAAACAGA